This is a messenger RNA of Sphaeramia orbicularis (orbiculate cardinalfish), 2607 nucleotides long. RefSeq names its product dixin. The record is from RefSeq and is a predicted model, not a curated record. Gene Ontology annotation, biological process: canonical Wnt signaling pathway. Gene Ontology annotation, cellular component: cytosol. NCBI's taxonomy places the organism in Eukaryota, Metazoa, Chordata, Actinopteri, Kurtiformes, Apogonidae. Gene Ontology annotation, molecular function: protein binding. The transcript is spliced from 21 exons. The coding region runs from base 205 to 2124 and encodes 639 amino acids.
UGCUGGUUGACUUGACGCCGGUCUCCUGUCCUGAGUAACGGUAGUGGUCGCCCGAUAACUCAUUUGUCUCGGUUUGUUGACGUUUGCCGGAGUACAGCAGUAGUUAGUAACGGGCUAUGUCUGUUCUUUCAGGGGAACAGAGAGAGAGUCAAUGAGGCUAGUCAGCUAGCAUUAGCUAACUUAAAUGGGUCUUCGAGUCAAAAGAUGAUUGCCUCACUUUCAAGAGGAAGUUUGCUGGAUGAUGUGCUUCAUGGGGGAUUUAAUGAGCAGCAGCUGGCAGCGUACGUUUCCUGGGUGAAUGCUCAGCUCAAGAGGAAAUCAGGACUGACGCCCAUCACUGACCUCAGACAUGAUCUGCAGGAUGGGGUGGUGCUGACACAACUCAUAGAGAUAGUUGCUGGGGAAGUGUUGGAGGGAGUGUAUGUGACUCCCCAAAACAAAGAGGAAAGCAGGAAAAAUGUUGAGCAAGUGUUGCAGUUCAUUUCCUCCAGACACAUACGCAUGCCACACAUAUCUGCAAGAGACAUCGUUGAUGGUAAUCUGAAAUCAGUAAUGAGGAUAAUUCUGGCACUGGCCGCUCACUUCAAACCUUCAGCCAAUCACAGAGCUGCUUCCAGAGGUGGGAGGGGCUUAACAAGAGGCGCUGCCAGCCACAACCCUCUGUCAACGGUUGCCCUGGCACAAGGUGCAGCUGCUGCAUUGGCAUCAGCGCGCCAUGAUGCAUCCCAGCCUGCACGAUCAACACGUAUUCACAGUGGUUGGGAUUUGGAUGGUGAGAAGAGCAUAUGUGUGCGUGCACUAGUUGAGCAGUAUGAGAGGGGAGCUCCAGAAGAGCAGGACAGUGUUCAGCCAAACAGCCUUAGCUCCGUCAGUCCACUGUCGUCUCCAAGACCUGCUCCCAGCAGCCACUCAGAAAGACAACAGGAUGACCACCAAAACCAUGACAGCACCGGGGAGUCAACUCAUGUUCGAGCAGAGACAACAUGGGAGGAUUCAGUCAGUGAAAUUUUAGAGAAGGAGGUGGAAGAGACACGAAAAAUGGUGUCUGCCUUACAGGCCCUGCUGCUGAACGGUUCAUUGCCUGAGGAUGAGCAGGAUGUGUCGUUGACUUUGGAACCAGGCAAUGCUGACCAACAAGUGGUAGUCAUUCGCAGUCGUUUGGAUCAAAGUAUGGAAGAGGCUCGUGAACUGAAGCGAGAGCUGCUGCGCUGUAAACAGGAGAUGAGAAACCUACAAGGAGUGAAGGAGGCCCAGCAGCAAAGGCUGUGUACUCAGGAGGCAUCGAUACUUCAGAUGAAGCAAGAACUGCUUCGAGCCAGCAUGACGAAAGAUGAACUCAACAACCAGAAUGCAGAACUGCAGUGGAAGCUAGAAGAAUGUAACAGACAGUGGGGCGAAUGCAAGUUUCUCUUAAUACAGAAGGACAUUGCACAGAAGGACAGACUACUGCAGCAACUCAAACAGAAGCUUGAAGAAAGCCAAAAGCAGCAAAGUGAAUUGCAAAGAGAGCUGGAACAUAAAAACACAGUGCUGCAGGACCUGAUGAAUAGAGAUCUGCAGCAGAUUCCCACAGAAAACAAUGGAUAUUCUUACUCUGGAAGUCCAACCUCCUCUCAGGCAGAUGAGGUCCAGCUUCUCAGAGACUCACUUAGGAGUUUAAGGAACAACUUCAGAGACCAUGACCCACAGCAUCACACACUGGACACUCUGGAGCAGGGAAUAGCAUCCCUCAUAGACAGACUGCAUGUUGUACAUUCAUACCGGGGAAGGGGGAAAUCACCACGACGCAAAGGUCCACUCUCAGACUCUGAUUCCUGGCCCAGCACCAAAGUUUGUAAACCCCAUGGCAGUUCUUCAGCUUCCACUAAAUUCCUUUAUUUCACUGGAAAAUCCCCUACACCUUCUAUGAUCAACAUACCCAAGAGAUUGGGUGAGGUGACUCUUAAAGAUGUUAAGGCAGCUGUGGAUCGAGGAGGAAACUACAGAUACCAUUUUAAGGCUUUAGACCCUGAGUUUGGCACAGUGAAGGAAGAGGUGUUCCUGGAUGGAGCAGUUGUUCCUGGGUGGGAAGGAAAGAUAGUGGCCUGGGUUGAGGAGGACCGCGGUGAGGAAAGGCCAGUGUAGUUUCAAUCUGAGGACUCUUCUACUAGUUACUGUGAGGCACGUGGAGACAACAUGUUCUAUAUGUCGGACAAUCUGACAGCAGCUUCUUAGAAAAUACUGUAACCAUAUAGUGUAAAACUUGUCCUCAAUAGAUUUGGGUUGAUGAGCUGGUACUAAACCCUACAAUGAAUGAAUCCCACUCACCCAGGAUGUGGUGAGUAACUCAGUGCCUUUAAAACAAAUGACUCCAAAAUGUACUUAUAUUAAAGCUGUAACUGAAUUAGUAAAACUGAAAACAUGAAGUUGCAGAAAGAUUGUAAUCAGUGGUGUUGAGUAUAAUGUAUUUUAACAGAAGUCCAUGGAGUGUCUCUAAAUAAACCACAAGAUUACAUGUAGAAAUAUGUUGUUCUUUAGCCCAAGAACAUUUCAGACUUCACCAUGAAUGUAAACAGAAUGAACAGUGUUAUUCAUCACAGUGACAAACAGUAAAGCUGUUUACUGGUU